CUACUGUACUCAUUUUGUUUUUUAAUCGUAAAAGCCGAACAAUUUUUCCACCGUCGGAUCACGUAAAUCCCAUUUUCACCGCGCCAUCUGUUGGCCGAGAUUUUUAUAUCAAUAUGGCGGCCACCACUGUUCCUUCGGGUUCCUUCCAUGCUGAUUCAGAUAUUCAAGUUACUUAUGAAGAUCAGCAAAAAAUUAACAAAUUUGCUCGUCAAAAUGCCAGACUUGAAGAUCUUAGUGAUGAAUUAAAAUUAAAACAAGAAGAAUUACAAAAUUUAGAAGAUGCAAAAGAUGAACUUUUAAUGCUCGAUGAAAAUGAUACAGUUCCAUAUAUGUUAGGUGAGGUAUUUGUUAAUCUUGAACAGAGUCAAACUGAAGAAAUGUUAAAUAAGACUGAGGAAUCAAUAAAUGCUGAAAUAGCAAAUAUUCAAGCAAAUUGUGAAGCAAUCAAACAAACUAUGUCAGAGCUGAAAGUUCAGUUGUAUGCAAAAUUUGGAAGUAAUAUUAAUUUGGAACCAGAUGACAACUAAUACUUGAACCAAAUAUUGUAAUCUAUUACAUACUGUUUCUAACUUAUUUUCAAUCAAUAAAUGACUUGAAAUUACAUG
Messenger RNA from Centruroides sculpturatus (bark scorpion), 605 nucleotides. RefSeq names its product prefoldin subunit 4-like (gene Pfdn4). The transcript is spliced from 4 exons. Gene Ontology annotation, cellular component: cytoplasm; prefoldin complex. Gene Ontology annotation, biological process: protein folding. Lineage: Eukaryota; Metazoa; Arthropoda; Arachnida; Scorpiones; Buthidae. The record is from RefSeq and is a predicted model, not a curated record. The coding region runs from base 114 to 527 and encodes 137 amino acids.